AUGGAAGCUUUGGAAGUGGAUGAUAUUAGCCCAGCCUUGGAAGUGACCGAAGAUUUCUUUAAUACUUUUGACAAUAAGCUUGAAAAGGCUGUGCAGCAAGCAGAGGUUUAUGGGAUCCAAGAAGUCCCUGAAUUGGUGGGGCGGGAGGUCCUCGGUAACAUAGACAAUGGUGCUAUCAGAAAUGUCACCUCCCUGGGCCAGGGGGGUGUGAUCUGGGACCAUUGUAAGACCAGACUCUUAGACACCAAAGUUCCAAAUGUCUUCCCUGCCAAAGAACAGUUUAUGGUCCAGAAGGGGACAACCCCAGAUAAUCUGUCCUGGAUGGAACAAAAGGAAGCAUCCACCUUUAAUUUUUUCAACAUCUGUCAGCGUCGAAGAGACAGGCCUCGUUCUGUGAAUGACUUAUUGGAUGAGACCUCGACUUUUAAGCCUGGGCAUGCUCGAUCAAGGUCAGAUAUUACCCAGGUGGACUGGAGGGUGGUCCUCAAAGCCAUGCCUCUGCAGCAGGAAGUUUCUCUUCAGGGCCCUCACUUCGCCAGGGCUUCUUUUCUGUUGGCCUCUUCAAACAAGGUAGAAGAUACUCAAGGAAAUACAGAACACAAGCCGGCAUUCCCGAACAUCCUGAAGAAGGGUUACCUGGAGAUUCGGAAAGACCAUGACAGUUGCUGGCAAAGCUGUUACGCUGAGCUCUCCCCCUACAGCUUAUACUUCUACAUUCUCGACAGCAGUGGGAAUCAGAACCUCUACGCCACGUACCAGCUGUCCCACUUCCAGAGCAUAUCCGUCCUGGGCAACCUCGAGGCCAGGCUGGUGGACACCGUCCUGGAAGAUAACACUCAACUGCAGCUAAAGGCCGAGUCGCCCUGGGAGGCUUUGGACUGGGGGCAGAAGCUCUGGGAAGGUGUGCACGCCGCUGCACCAGCCCGCAUGGGCCGGCCGGGAGAGCGGGCCGACUCCCCGGGGCUUGGCCGUCACGUCGACUGUCCACAGAAUCAUUGUUUACAGAGGAAAUCCCGCGAGCUGCUCAUGCCAUCCCCUGUGCUGGAUAGCCCCAAACAGUGUCAAAACAUCCUCAAAUCCGGGACGCUGUACAGGCUGACCAUGCAGAACAACUGGAAGGCAUUUACGUUUGUGCUGAGCAGGACCUGCCUGAUGGCCUUUCCGCCAGGCAGGCUGGACGAGGACCCCCUGCUGAGCUACAAUGUGGACGUGUGUCUGGCUGUCCAGCUGGACCACCUGGACGACUGUGACUCUUGCUUUCAAGUCAUCUUUCCCCAAGACAUCCUCCGCCUCCGUGCUGAGACGCGGCAGAGGGCUCAGGAGUGGAUGGAGGCCCUGAAAACUGCUGCCAACGCAGCAAGGAGUUCAGAACAGAACCUGCAGGUCAUGCUGAGGACCAAACCCAGGGAUCAGCUGGGAGGGCACGAACUCAGGAAGAGCAAACGCCAGUCGGUGACCACUAGCUUCCUUAGCAUCCUGACGACUUUGUCCCUGGAACGAGGGCUCACCGCUCAAAGUUUCAAAUGUGCAGGAUGCCAGAGAUCCAUAGGCCUUUCCAACGGGAAAGCCAAGGUGUGCAACUACAGUGGGUGGUAUUACUGCGGCAGCUGCCACGUGGACGACAGCUUCCUGAUCCCGGCCCGCAUAGUCCACAACUGGGACACUUCAAAAUACAAGGUGUCCAAGCAGGCCAAGGAGUUCCUGGAGUACGUGUUCGAGGAGCCCCUGAUCGACAUCCAGCGGCAGAACCCCACGCUGUACGGGCACGCCGGGCCGCUGGCCGCCGUGGCGCGGCUGCGCCGCCGGCUCAGGUCUCUGCGCGCCUACCUGUUCAGCUGCCGGGCGGCGGUGGCCGAGGACCUGCGCCGCAGAAUUUUCCCCAGAGAAUACCUCCUUCAACAGAUCCACCUGUAUUCCCUCGCAGAUCUGCAGCAGGUAAUAGAGGGAAAGCUGGCUCCAUUCUUGGGCAAGGUCAUUAAAUUUGCCACCUCCCACGUGUACAGCUGCAGUCUUUGUAGCCAGAAGGGGUUCAUCUGUGAAAUCUGUAACAAUGGAGAGAUCCUCUACCCUUUUGAGGACAUUUCAACAAGCAGGUGUGAAAGCUGUGGAGCUGUUUUCCAUGCUGAAUGCAAAGAGAAGUCUGUCCCCUGCCCGCGAUGUGUCCGCCGAGAGCUGCAGAUGAAGCAGAAGUCUUUCUGGCGGAGGUUGAACAUGGACGAGAGCCUGGAGGAGGCUUGCAACAUGUUUGAGCUGUCCUACCAGAACACCUGA
This is a messenger RNA of Rangifer tarandus platyrhynchus (Svalbard reindeer), 2271 nucleotides long. The record is from the annotation of a GenBank genome assembly. NCBI's taxonomy places the organism in Eukaryota, Metazoa, Chordata, Mammalia, Artiodactyla, Cervidae.